UUGUCACAGUUACUUAGAUUGGAAAUACGAAAUGCGCAGCCCAAUAGCGCUGAUUGCACUAAUUUCUGUCUUCCUUGUAGGGAGCACUAUAACACACCCAGCACCAGAAGCUGAUUGUGAUAUGGCCCCUUUUGUUAAAAUUGGUGAGAAGUACUAUUUCAUAAUAAAGGAUAAAUAUAAGCUCAAUUGGUUCAUGGCCGCACACGAUUGCCUUACAAUGGGUGGACACUUGGCCAAUAUUGAGAGUGCUGAAGAAAUGGAUGCCCUAUCGGAUUAUCUAAUAAGCAAGGGCUACAAUGAGGAUUGGUUAUGGGUAGCCGGCAACGAUUUGGGCAACAAUCGCGAAUUUAAAUCCAUUGCCACUGGCAAGCAUUUACCAUUCUUUAGAUGGUCUAAUGGACAGCCGGACAAUGCAGGUGGAAAUGAGCAUUGCAUGCAUUUGUGGCUUCGGGACGACGUGUUUCGUAUGAACGACUGGCAAUGCCAUCAAAAAGCACAUGCGAUUUGCGAAAGACCGAUUAAAUGUCAUUGCUUUAUGAAUACAGGAGGUUCAGGAAUUAUAGAUGUGCGUUUUACCCACAAGUGAACUAACAAAAAUUAAACUGCAUUUUUUUUAGAAUGGCACCAUCAAUAAAGUAACAAAUUUCCCUUUUAUAUGAUAAAACAGCCUAAAUAAGCGCCACUUUCUAUCCGAAGAAUUAAAGGGUGUGAGGAUUGGAUUUGGCAACUUUGCAGGAGUUUUAUUGCCCGAAAUUAUUAUAAUAUAGAGAUUGGCAAUGCCAUCAGAAUGCACGUUAAAUGUCAGUGGUUUACAUGAAGUUCAUUAAUUAAAUUAUAGAUGUUCGAUUUGUGAACUAUGAAAAAUUGAAUUGCAAAUUGUUUAGAAUGGCUUCAUCAAAACACAAAUUUCACCUGGAAAUCAGGAGUCAGUCGGGAAUUUAAAAUCGGAAAUUCAACCUCUGCUAAUAGAUUAAAUUAAACUUUAAAAUCUUAAAAUUAUUAACUAAUACAUUCUAUUUAUUCGAAAAUGAAA
Scaptodrosophila lebanonensis is the source of this 1033-nucleotide messenger RNA. Its product is annotated as C-type lectin 37Db-like. The coding region runs from base 32 to 586 and encodes 184 amino acids. The record is from RefSeq and is a predicted model, not a curated record. The transcript has 2 exons. Gene Ontology annotation, cellular component: external side of plasma membrane. Gene Ontology annotation, biological process: biological process involved in interspecies interaction between organisms. NCBI's taxonomy places the organism in Eukaryota, Metazoa, Arthropoda, Insecta, Diptera, Drosophilidae. Gene Ontology annotation, molecular function: carbohydrate binding.